ACAACCGCAGACUGGAACUCUGUCCUCAGACCCACCCACUUAAUUGCAUACAGUGGAAGGGAGCCGCUCCCAUUGGUUCAACCGCAUCCCAGAGCUCUGUUCUAACCCCGCCCCCUCAUUUGCAUACAGAGGAAGGCAGCAGACCAGAGCUGUUUUUUAGACUCGCUGAGCGACUAGACUCACUUUUUUUAAAAAUGUAUUUAUUGCUUCUGGCCGAGCGUCAGACUCCAGCGUUAUGGCUUGAGGCCAAUUUUGUACACUUUUGAGGAUGAACCGAUCGUUGAGUUUACGAUUAUCUCGCAGGAAUGGACAUCAUAUCUACAGCUAUGUGGUGGACGCCGGGACGAUUCCCGCCAAGGCCAAGAAGGGGAGGACGAAAGCCAAGCUGGGGAGCAGGAAAGCAUUCAGUUUGGAGGAGAAUCAGCUGGAGGUUCAGCAGCAGACCAAGAGCCUGAGCCGGCAGGUCCCGCCCAGGUCUCACACGCUCGAUGUCGACAGACCUUUGGAGAGAGGCGACAGCCUCAACUCAAGAAGUAGUUUUAUGAAGCACAACAAAACAUUCCACAAACUCUUCCCAGAACUCCCCGAGACUGAAGACCUGCUGCACGCUUACGUGUGUGCGCUGCAGAAGGAAGUGCCUUACCACGGCCGUCUGUACAUCACCGACAGCAGCCUGUGCUUCUUCUCCUCCGUGCUACUCAAAGACACUAAGGUGAUCGUUCCUGUCGCCAGUGUGAACGUCCUGAAGAAACAGAACACCGCGCUGCUCGUGCCAAACGCCAUCUCUGUCCGCACCACAGACAGAGAGAAGUAUUUAUUCGUGUCUCUGCGGAACAGAGAAGGCUGCUAUAAGCUGCUGCGAUCCGUCUGUCCUCAGCUGGAGGACGGAAGUGCCCACAGCAGCCCUCUCUUGAGUGAGGCUCAGCGCUCGUCAGGAUCUGUGCGUCUCUCCCAGCAGAACUCCAGCCAGUCCAGUCUGGACGACUCGUACGAGCUUUGUCCUCCGAUCGAUCUGUCUGCGUCUCGACUCACUCCAGAAAACGCUGCGAUUAAGAGCUCCCCGCAGACGCCAGACGAGAGCUCGAGUGAGGAAUACACCGGAAGUUCGUGGGUUUGGAACGUGACGGAUCGAGCGCGAUCUCUCCUCAUCCAAAGAGAAAUCAGUAACCUCAACACUCUGCUGCUCAUCUACUUGAUCCUGGUGUUUCUGCUCUUGUUGUCGUCUGGCUAUAUCGGCCUGCGUAUCGUGGCCUUAGAAGAGCAGCUGACGUCUCUCGGAGCGCUUCCCGAAUUCACCUUGCAAAGCGGGUACAAAGAAACGUAAGAGAUCUCAUCCAUCAGAACUUUGGAAAGAACCACCAAAAAACGUUUUUAAUGAUCCACUAGCCACCGCAGGGAAUGCUGGGAAGGACCUUUAUUUGCACAUGCACCAGCUACUGAACUCUGUGCGUCUUUGCCAAGAAAACCACCUAAGGGCAUGCGCUUUACGAGAUGCUGGUGUUGACGAAACACGGACAUGUCUUCGCUCGCAGCCGUUUCGCCCAAAAACAACCAAAGACAACAGGUUUGUCUCGGAGGACUGUCAAAAACAAAAAAAACAAACUACUUCUGUGGAAAAGCGUUUCAUCGGUUAUUACUCAUUGCAGCGCCUUCGUUCUGACCACUUUUACGACCAUCAAAAAAAAAUGUCGCAAAGAACUCAUUUUUAUUUUCUUCCCAAGUUCCUUAUUUUUGAUGGAUGUCUUUUUCAUCAAUCUUUCGGUUUCUUCCUCUUAUGUUUUUUCGUACAAGGGUUGCGAUUUAUUACUGUUUUUUGAUUUAAUGAUUUAAAAAACUAAGCUAGCUAAACCACGCUUACUCAUUGCAACACCUUUGUACCACUUUUAUCGAUCAGCAAAAAUAGUCGCAAAUAACUUUGUUAUAAGGUUUUGCGAUAUUACUGGUUUCGGUUCAACGAUAAAAAGACCUAAGCUAGCUAGCCAACUCUUACUCAUCGCAGCGCCUUUGUUUGACCAUCAAAAAAUGUCACAAAUAACUUCCAUCCAUUUUUCGUUCGUUCAACUUUCAUCCCAAGUUCCUUAUUUUUGAUGGCUAGCUUUAUCUUGGUCUUCUUUCGGUUCCAUUCUUCCUCAAUGUUUUUUGUAUAAGGGGUUGUGAUAUUCCUGGUUUCAUUUAACGAUAAAAAAAGAGCUAAGCUAGCUAGCCAACCAAUUGCAGCGCCUUCAUUUGACAACUUUUAUGACCAUCAAAAAAAAUCAUGAAUAACAAUGUUUUAUAAUUGGUUGCGAUAUUACUGGUUUUGGUUUAACGAUAAAAAAGAGCAAAGCUAGCUAGCCAGCCCUUAGUAUUAUUGUAUGUAUAGUCUAUGCACAAGAAAUGUUCAGAUCAGGUAUUUAACAAGUUUUUGUAACAUUUCGUGUCUUUUUAUACUUUAAGGAGACGAAGUAGUCGACAUGUUGGUCUUUUCGUAAUCCGAACGGGAAAAAAAAAAGAAAGAAAAAAAAAAAAGAUUGUAUUGUGCAA
This is a messenger RNA of Sinocyclocheilus grahami, 2523 nucleotides long. RefSeq names its product GRAM domain-containing protein 3-like. The coding region runs from base 269 to 1324 and encodes 351 amino acids. NCBI's taxonomy places the organism in Eukaryota, Metazoa, Chordata, Actinopteri, Cypriniformes, Cyprinidae. The transcript has 12 exons. The record is from RefSeq and is a predicted model, not a curated record.